AUGGUCAGAGGAAGUGCACGAAUUAAAGCUGGUGGUAUGAAUAUGGGACAGGACGGUCCACAAAUUAUCAAACCAUUAGCUUUAAAUAUGAGUUUGUUCCAAUUUUUAAGAAGUGGUUAUUUUGAAAAAGACUUAUUAACUUAUUGUGCUAAUCGUCUUGCUGAAUAUUCAUGUACAUAUUGGCUUGAUCCGACAGUGAAUGGAAAUAGUUAUUCAAUGGAUUCGAAUUUGGCGUUUAUGACAACAACAACCACUACCUCAAUGGAAACACAAUUCAACACAAAGUAUCCAAAUUAUUUGAUCAAUCAAACAUCAAUGGAGAAUUUGACAAGUUUAAAAACUGUGAAAUUUAUGAAUCACACUGAUGAAUUAAGUGAAUUAUUUAUUGGCCCAUUAAAUAUACACAAGUUGGUACAAUCGAAAGACGGCGAUGCAUUGACUACAUUAAGAAAUAGUAGGAUAUCAAAUAAUCAAUUACUUAGUCGAUUAACAAUACCAUUAAUUCUGUGUGGAUCACUAUUGAAUUUCAUGUUAACCAGUACAACACUACGUAUAUCAUGUAGACAAAUACCAUGGACAAUAUUUUUAUUCUAUCUCAUUAUAUUGGAUCAAUGCGAUUUAAUUAUCAAUGCAAUUGAUAUUUUCAUUGAAUCAUAUCAUGAAAUACGUUUAUUGAUAGCAUUACAAUUUCUUGGACGUUUCUAUUGUCAAAUAAUACCAAUGUGUUAUAAUUUAACUAAACAUAUACAUUCAAUGUUAUUUGUAGUUUUUACAAUUGAAACAUUGAAAUCAUGUUUAUAUCCAUUGAGACAAUUGAAUGUAUCAUUGAAAAAAUCCAAACAAAUUGCACGGAAUAUAUUGAUUUUAAUUUUUGUAAUAACAAUUACAUUAAAUUGUCAAUUUAUAUGGACAUUUGAUUUAUCACGGCUAGAUACAUUUGUUUUGCACGAACGUAUUGUCAAUAGUAUUUACAAGUGUGAUUUUGCUUCAACAUGGAUAUUAAGUCCAAUUUUUUUAAAUUAUAUCUGGCCAUUAUUAGAUCAUUUAAUUGGGGAUUUAUUUCCAUGUAUUAUUUGUUUAUCUAGUGGAAUAAUUGGUUAUACAUUGUAUAGACUACAAAUCAUAAAAUGUCAGAAUGACAUUAAACAUAUUUUAAAUCAUACUAAUCGUCAAGAAACUGUCUUCUUCAAUGAUAAUCACAAUGAACAAAGAUAUAAUAAAAAUUAUUGUUUUUCAUAUCAUAAAUGGAUUAUGAAAAUUAUUCGAGGAUUUGUUUUAUUUUGUUUAGUUCAUGGAUUAUUUUUAAUACCACGAUGUUUAUAUUAUUUGUUGAAAUAUUUCUUUUUCAUAAGUAGACUCAUAAAUCGUAACAAUGUACAUAAUCACGAAAUGGAUGACAUUCAUAGUCAAACAGAUCAAAGUGUAGAGAAUACUAUCAUUCAUGUUAUGGAAUUAUUGAGACCAUAUGAAAUUUAUUUGGAAAACUAUGAAUCGGUUUUACGUUGUACAAAUUUUAUUGAAAUCAACAUACGUGGUGUCAUUCUAUUAUUCGGUGUAGAAGAAUUCAAAUCAAAUCUUUACACUUAUUUAUCUACAAUGAAGCAUUAUUAUAAACGAUUAUCAUUGUGCAGUUUACGUAAUAGAUUUUCCAUGCAAAAUACAAAAUUUCCAUAUAUAAGUUGGAGAAAAAAUGUAUAUAUUGCAAAUUCUGAUCAAAAACUUAAAUCCAUUUACAGAACUACUAUUGAUUUAGCGUUGAAUCAUAAAAAACUUAACGAGAAUACAAUUGAACUAUCAGAAUAUUUGACUAAAAUCAAACACAAAUCUAAUAAUAUCAGUAAUAAUAGCAAUAAACAGAAAAAUCAAACACAUCAUUUUAUAGAAAGUACAACUGUAAUGAAUUCACAAACCUCUUUAAUUACUGAUACCCAAUUUAAUGACACUAUUGACAAGCAUAAAAAUAAUGAGCCAGAUAUGACAAAAGUUGAAAUAUGCACAACUAACGCAAUUAAUUCAAAAUCGAAUUUGUAUAAUUGUAAAAAGCACAAAUCAAAUUCGACAAAUUAUAACUUGAAUGAUUCUUCUAGUUCUGAAAAAUUAAUAGGAAAAUAUCAUAUUUUUUAUUUGUGA
Messenger RNA from Schistosoma turkestanicum, 2130 nucleotides. The record is from the annotation of a GenBank genome assembly. Lineage: Eukaryota; Metazoa; Platyhelminthes; Trematoda; Strigeidida; Schistosomatidae.